AAAUGUCAGUGGCAUUCAUAUGUUAAUGUCAAUGUAGAAUAUUUCCGUAGAUUCUUUCAUCUUACGGUUUCAUAAUCAACUUUUAACCUUAUUGUGUAAAAUAAUUGCCUGAAUUGUUUUUACACUAAAGGAAAAAGGAAUCCUUUGUACGAUGGCUGGAUUAAUUAAGCUUCGUCACAUGCCUUUAAUGCAGAGAUGCGUUUGGAACCAUUUGAACGUAGUAAGCCGUAACAUUUCUACUUCGAAAAAGAACAGCGAUGCUGCUGCUGUUGCUUCUAACCCCAAGGAAGACAAGAACUGGGUGAGCUAUGGGUUUGAUUAUAAUAACAAAGAGGAAGAUACCAAUAUGCACCACGCAUCGUUCUUUUUUUCUGUUACAUUGUGUUUAGUCUUCGGAGGAUUUGCCUGGGCUUAUGCCCCCGAUACACAUCUAAGAGACUGGGCUCAGAGAGAAGCAUUUUUGGAACUGCGACGCCGUGAACAAGCAGGUCUUCCUCCAAUCGAUCCUAACUACAUCGAUCCAAAGUUAAUUAAUCUUCCCAAAGAUGAGGAAAUCUGCAAUCUUGAAACUAUUAUUUAAUUUGUGCGUACAGCAAUUAUUAUUUCAAUAUUAUUGUAGAUUGGUUCAGUAAAGUUUUUAGACCAUG
Messenger RNA from Helicoverpa zea (corn earworm), 647 nucleotides. RefSeq names its product NADH dehydrogenase [ubiquinone] 1 beta subcomplex subunit 11, mitochondrial (gene NP15.6). Lineage: Eukaryota; Metazoa; Arthropoda; Insecta; Lepidoptera; Noctuidae. The record is from RefSeq and is a predicted model, not a curated record. Bases 152 to 580 code for a protein of 142 amino acids. The transcript has a single exon.